Aspergillus sclerotioniger CBS 115572 is the source of this 1530-nucleotide messenger RNA. RefSeq names its product small subunit rRNA maturation protein TSR4. The transcript is spliced from 2 exons. The coding region runs from base 101 to 1393 and encodes 430 amino acids. Gene Ontology annotation, biological process: maturation of SSU-rRNA. NCBI's taxonomy places the organism in Eukaryota, Fungi, Ascomycota, Eurotiomycetes, Eurotiales, Aspergillaceae. The record is from RefSeq and is a predicted model, not a curated record. Gene Ontology annotation, cellular component: cytoplasm.
UUCCCCGCUGUUGCUGCGCAAAGAACUCUUCUCCCAGGUGGUUUUAAACCCUCGCCGUGAUUUGCCUCGUUCCACCUAGUCAAAAACCAGUGUCAUCACCAUGGAUCCCUAUGACAGCGACUCCUCCGGCUCCGAAGACGAGGACUUUACUGAGACCAGCGUGCUGCUUGGCUACGCAGCAGACGAGAUUGUAGAGGAUACCAUCAGCCAUCUGGGAGGCUGGCCUACCUGGCUCGACGAUGCUACCCCGCCUCCCGGCGACUUUGCCAAAUGCAAAGUCUGCAACCAACCCAUGCUCCUCCUCCUCGAACUCCACGGAGACCUCCCCAAUGACUUUCCCCAUGAUGAACGGCGACUCUAUAUCUUCUCCUGCCCCAGAAAGGCCUGCAAUCGCAAGCUAGGCAGUAUCCGGGGUCUGCGCGCUACCCGAAAGCUGAAGAUCGAGCAGCCGCCUCGGCAGAAGGAGGAGAAGCCAGAACCCAUGGAGGAGAAGAAGGCCGACCCUCCGGUUCCCAAGCAGGAUCUUGGAGCUAGUCUGUUCGGUUCUGCCUCUCUCACAGGCAGUAUCUCCGCCAGCGCGAACCCUUUCUCGUCCGGUACCUCCUCCGCACUCCCCAGCAACCCAUUCGCUGCCCCGGCUCCCUCCCCGGGCCUUUCAUCGCAACCCGCCAAACCCGCAAAGGCGACACCUCCGUCGACAAAUACACUCUCCGAAACCUUCGCCGACAAGGUCCGAGUUUCCUCCCCACCCCCGACAACCCAGGCCCCCGAAGACUCCGGCCCGAGUGCUCCCUGGCCCUCGCAGUCCGAGUUCCCAGCACCCUAUACACAAUUCUAUCUGGAUGCCGAGUACGAGGCCAUGUCGCGGCCAUCUACGCCCACGAUCCCCGCCAAUGUCACAAUUGAUAACACUGAGGAGGAAGGUGCUGGUGGCUCCGUGGAGUUGAAGGAUGCCUUUGAGUCUGAGCUGGACAAGGCAUUCAUCCGCUUCUCAACCCGACUAGGCCACAACCCGGAGCAGGUCCUGCGAUAUGAAUUCCGUGGAACUCCGCUGCUCUACUCCCACACUGACGCUAUUGGAAAGCGUUUCCAUGACCCGAAGGGCCCUAACCCUGGUGCUCGGGUGACGACCGUUGCUGCUGCGAACCGUAUUCCCCGGUGCGAGUAUUGCGGUAGCGAGCGUGUGUUUGAAUUCCAACUCGUGCCACACGCGAUCAGCGUGCUUGAGGACGGAAGAGACGGCGUCGGUCUCGGCUCCAAGGAUGAUGCCGGUAUGGAAUGGGGCACCAUCAUCCUGGGUGUCUGCAGCAAGGACUGCGGUCCCAAGGAAGUGGGCGUGGUCGGAUACCGUGAGGAAUGGGCCGGUGUGCAGUGGGAGGAACCCACAAAAUAGAUACGAUGGUUUACGCUUUACCAUAAUGUUGAUUUGAUGUUGAUGACCAUAUACAUAUACAUAGACAUGCGUUGAGCUUUUCGAAUCAAAAGUCUAUCCUAUUUUUAUCUUUACCUGGUCAUGAUCAUCAAGUUGGU